UCUCAUUCUGCGUCUGAUUAAGAAACCACUUACACCAAGCAUGGGAAGUACUUAGGGAACUUAAGGAAAAUGCACAGUCUUUGGGGUAGUUUGCUCUUCACCAUAUUCCACUAAAAAGGCUUUGUGGAUCACAUUUUAAAGAAAUUUAAUGAAAGGAUUUCAAGUGGCGUCAAAAGGAAAAACAUGGGGAUACUAUAUUCACAGCCCAUUUGCCAGGCAGCUUAUAAUAAUGACCUCAAUGAACUUCAGCUCCUCUUGGAAGAAGACAGAAAUAAUCUGAAUAUCCAGGACUAUUUUGGUGGAGACACGCCAUUAAUCUGUGCAUGCAAAAAAGGGCACAAUAGAAUCGUCAGUUACCUUCUGAAAAUGAAUGCUGAUGUGAACAUAAAAAAUAAGAAAGAAAGAACCUGUUUGCACUACGCAGUCAAAAAACGAUUUGGUUUCCUUGAUUAUUUGCUCAUCAUACUUUUAAUGCCUGUUAUGCUACUAGGAUAUCUUCUCAUGGUUUCUAAAAGUAAGCAGAAUGAAAACCUCAUCAAGAUGCUGCUUAGAGCUGGUGCAUAUGUUAACACUCAAGAUGAUUCAGGACGGACUGCUCUCCACUAUGCUUGUGAAAUGAAGAACCAAUCUAUCAUUCCAUUAUUAGUUGAAGCAGGUGCUGACCUUUCCCUAAAGGACAAGGCUGGAGAGACUCCACUGGACAUAGUAAGAAGAUUAAAGUUCCUCAACAUAGAACACAUAUUAAAGAAGGAUUCCUAGAUCAUUACAUCAGAUAUUGUUAGAAAAGCUCCGACCCAUGGGGCCAAUUCAUUGUGAUAAAUGUAAUUCCUUUUAUAAUUUCAAGUGACAUCAGGCAGCCAAUAAGCUUAUGCAAAAGAAUAGACUGCAUUAAAUCCUGUUGCUGGAGGUUUAAUGGGUGAUAAAAUCAAAAUGAGGUGGUCAAUUCUGUGAGCGUCAAAAUAUCAUUUUUAUUUUCAUGAUUGUUUUCUUACUAAAGUACAGCGUUUGUAUAAGAGUAUAAGUCAGUGUUUUUCAAACUUGGCAACUUUAAGAUGUGUGGACUUCAAUUCCCACAAUUCCCCAGCUAGUUGAAAUCUACACAGUGGUUGUCAAUUUGAAAACCAUUGGUAUAGUAUAAGCCAGUGAUGGCUAACCUUUUUGCCGUCAUGUGCCAAAAGCGGGGGGAGCAUGGGGUUUGCGCACGUACGUGCCCACAUCCAUAAUUCAAUGCUCCCCACAUAUGUGCAUGUAACCCCCCCUGUGCUCCCCCCACUUUUGGCACGUGAUGGCGCAGUGGGCCCGUAGGCCUGUUUUUCACCCUCCCCAGGCUCCAGAGGCUUUCUUGGAGCCUGGGGAGGGCGAAAAUGGCUUCCCCCCCCCGAGGCCCUCUGGAGGCCAGAAAUGGCCCAUUUCCCAACUUCCAGUGGGCCCAGAAGGCCCAUUUUUUGCCCUCCCCAGGCUCCAGAGGCUUUCUAGGAACCUGGGGAGGGUGAAAACUGCCUUCCUCACUCUCCCCGGAGACCCUCCGGAUGCCCGUUUCCUGACUUCCAGUGGGCCCAAAGGGCCAAACAUCAGGUGGCUGAUGCGUGCAUGCGUGCUGGAGCUGAGCUAGGGCAACGCUUGUGUGCCCACAGAUAUGGCUCCGCAUGCCAUAGGUUCGCCAUCACGAGUAUAAGCCAUAUUAUUUAUUUCAUUGGUGUUAAAUUGUGCUAUUUAUAUGUGUUGUAAUCCAAAACAGGUUUAGCAAUAAAGUUAUGUUGUAAAUUGA
Pantherophis guttatus is the source of this 1768-nucleotide messenger RNA. It is a transcript of the gene ANKRD22, whose product is annotated as ankyrin repeat domain 22. The record is from RefSeq and is a predicted model, not a curated record. NCBI's taxonomy places the organism in Eukaryota, Metazoa, Chordata, Lepidosauria, Squamata, Colubridae. Gene Ontology annotation, molecular function: protein binding.